AUGGAAUUUGAUUUACAAACCAUCACUUCGUUCAUCACCUUGCACUUGUUCACCUGGUAUGGACUUGCCAUUGCUGCUGGCUUGAUAUAUGCCACCAUUGGUAAGAUCAAGAAGGAAAUGUUUAUAAGAAAACAUGGCUGUAAGGAGGCAUACGUCUUUCCCGAUGGAGGUCCCUUUGGUUUAAUAUUGGCCUACAUUUUGCAAAAAUACAAGUCCAAUGGUGAGAUUCUCGAUUUUGCUUUAGGCUUGUACGAGAAAUACGGUAGAAAAAGCACCUUCACAGCAUAUUUGUUUGGAGUUAGAGUUGUCGUUUCAGGUGAGCCAGAAAACAUGAAAGCUGUUUUGGCUACUCAAUUCAAUGACUUCUCCUUAGGUUCAAGACAUGCCCACUUUAAACCUUUAUUGGGUGACGGUAUUUUUACUUUGGAUAAUGAAGGUUGGAAAGAGUCUAGACAAUUGUUACGUCCUCAAUUUGCAAGAGAACAAAUUUCCCAUGUCAAGACUUUGGAGCCUCACGUUCAGGUGCUUGCAGAACACAUUAGAAAACAUAAAGGUCAAACAUUUGAUCUCCAAGAGUUGUUUUUCAGAUUGACUGUUGAUGCUAGUACUGAGUUUUUGUUUGGUGAGUCUGUCCAUUCCUUGUAUGAUGAAUCCAUUGGAAGAGAAUGUGACCCAGAGGUUGCCGGUUUUGCAGAGGCUUUCAACUCAGCUCAGGUUGCAUUAGGUGUUAGAACCUAUUUGCAAGUUGCUUACUUUCUUUACAACCCACCUUCGUUUUGGAAAAAUACUAAAACAGUUCAUAAGUUUGCCAAAAUGUUUGUCAACAAAGCUUUGAGCUUAACCCCUGAAGAGUUGGAGGAGAGAACAAAGAGCCAUGGAUACACAUUCCUUUAUGAAUUGGCUAAGCAAACGAGAGAUCCUAAAGUUUUGCAAGACCAAUUGUUGAACAUUAUGGUUGCUGGUAGAGAUACAACUGCUGGUCUUUUGUCAUUUGCCUUUUUUGAAUUAGCCAAGCACCAAGAUGUAUGGAACAAACUAAAGGAAGAAAUUUACCAACAUUUUGGAUCUGGAGAAGAUAGCCGUGUUGAAGACAUUACUUUUGAGAGUAUGAAGCAAUGCACUUACCUCAAGUGGGUAUUGAAUGAAGUUUUGAGAAUGUACCCUUCAGUCCCAGUCAACUUUAGAGUUGCUAACAAAGAUACCACAUUACCUAUUGGUGGUGGCCCUGAUGGAAAUUCCCCUGUGUACAUCGGAAAGGGAACCACCUUUGCUUAUUCACCAUACAUGACCCAAAGGAUAGAUAAAUUCUAUGGUAAAGAUGCACAAGAAUUUAAGCCAGAACGUUGGGAAAGUUCUCCAAAGUUGGGUUGGGCUUAUUUGCCAUUCAACGGUGGCCCACGUAUUUGUUUAGGACAGCAAUUUGCCUUGACUGAAGCCUCCUAUGUUAUUGUACGUUUGGCCCAAAUGUUCCCCAACUUGGUAAGCAAGUAUGAUGGUCCCGAACCAUGCAGGAAGUUGAUUCACUUGACUAUGUGUCUUAAGGAUGGUUUAGAAGUUCAAAUGAGUUAG
Messenger RNA from Lodderomyces margitis, 1569 nucleotides. Its product is annotated as cytochrome P450. The transcript has a single exon. Gene Ontology annotation, molecular function: iron ion binding; heme binding; oxidoreductase activity, acting on paired donors, with incorporation or reduction of molecular oxygen, reduced flavin or flavoprotein as one donor, and incorporation of one atom of oxygen. Bases 1 to 1569 code for a protein of 522 amino acids. Lineage: Eukaryota; Fungi; Ascomycota; Pichiomycetes; Serinales; Debaryomycetaceae. The record is from RefSeq and is a predicted model, not a curated record.